This is a messenger RNA of Cetraspora pellucida, 1308 nucleotides long. NCBI's taxonomy places the organism in Eukaryota, Fungi, Glomeromycota, Glomeromycetes, Diversisporales, Gigasporaceae. The record is from the annotation of a GenBank genome assembly.
AUGGGCCAUAAGAAAGAAGGAAUUUCUCCUACCUCAAAGAAAAAAAUAGUCCUACCUACCUUAAAUGCAUCUACUUUGACUUCAGCAGCAGUUGGUGCUUCUGCAGCAUCAGCACCUUUAAAAAUUAAAAUACCGAGUACAAGUGACGGAACAAAAAAAAAGCACAUUUUUUUGGGCAAAAUACCCGACGAUGAGGAGCCUGAAGCACCAGUAGAAGAACAAUUCAUUUUGAGAUUGUUAGUACCUGAAGAUGUAAAACAACGUUUCAGAGAGAAAGUGAGAAAACAAACUUUUGUUGAAGAUGUUGAAAUCAUGUUUAAAGACUCCCGUCGUGCAAUCUUCACAUUCGAAAAUCAAAAAUAUAGUGCGCGAUUAGUGGAUUUACCUUGUAUUAUAGAAGCACAAAAAACCUUCAACAAUAAACAAUUUUACAAAGUUGCAGAUAUUUGUCAGAUGUUAAUAGUAGAAUCACCGAUUGAUACUCAAGAUGAAGCGCAUUUUUUUACUGAAAACACGGCAUCUUCAGGUAUUGAUCAAUUUGAAUGGCCUGAUGGGUUAACACCACCUUUGAAGAAUGUUAGAAAUAGGAGAUUUAGGAAACGUAUUUCUAAUAAAAAAAUCGAAGAUAUUGAAAAAGAAGUCGAAAAAUUAUUACAUGAUGAUUCAUUGGCAGAAGAGGUCAAAAUUGAUUGGGAAGAUGCUGUUGAUUCAGAAACUGCUACACCCGCUGCACUUGCGGAAUCACUCCCUGAAGAAACAGAAGAAUAUGAAUUGGGAGAAGAUGAUGACUACGAAGCAGAGUCUCAAGAAAAUGAUGAUAUGGAUAUGGAAGGAUUGCAAGAGUUUGAACAAGUUUUGGUAGAAGGGCAGACCAGUAUACUUGACGAAUCAGAAAAUGAUGAGCAUGCUCAAAAUGAUGAUAUUACUGAAGAGUUCAGAAUUGGAUUAGAUCAAUUGUCGGAUGAUGAUAGUCAGAGUAAUGCAGAUGAUGUUGAAGAAUCUGAUGCAAGUGAAACAGAUUCAGAAGAAGAAGAUCAAGAAGAAUUGGACAAACUAUUUACAAGACAAAGGGAGUUGACAGCUGAAUUGGCAAAAUUGGAAACCAACUUAAAUAAGAAAAUUUCUGAUCUAAGAGGAGAGAUUAAUGCUGUCAUGCAGGGUCGAAUCCAAAAUCAAGUUAAUACAUUGUUAAUAGACAUAGAGCAGAAAAAAACUUUGUUAGCUGAGGCAGCACAAAGAGUAACUGAUAUUAAAGAAAAGAUGGAAUCAAAAGUUGAAGCCCUACUUGCAAAUGCUUCUAACGAGUAG